Molecule: messenger RNA, 4995 nt
Organism: Saccostrea echinata
Lineage: Eukaryota; Metazoa; Mollusca; Bivalvia; Ostreida; Ostreidae
Product: serine/arginine repetitive matrix protein 2-like
Exons: 11
Coding region: 389-4486 (1365 amino acids)
Biological process (GO): insulin receptor signaling pathway
Cellular component (GO): plasma membrane; cytosol
Molecular function (GO): phosphatidylinositol 3-kinase binding; insulin receptor binding
Source: RefSeq, a predicted model, not a curated record
UGACAGAUAUGGCUACUGUAAUAUUUCUUGUCCUUGACAAACAUAUGAAAUCAAUAGAUUACUCGUCAAUUGACUUAAAUAAGACACGGAAAUGUUGGUUUUAGACUCAAAUAUCGUUGAACCGAGGUACAGUGACAAAGUAUUAGCUUUAAAGCAGAAGACCAACGUUUGGCGCAUACUGCCACGCAGUCCCAGUUUAACACCCAUGCAAAUUUGGUUGUAAACAACUUUUUAGGAAUGGAUGUACACGGUAUAACUGAACUGCAAGACUUAUGUGGAUGAUCUUGAAGAUAUUUUUGAACAUGGUUUGUCCCAUGGUGUUGUAAUUUAGAGGCCAAGUAGCAUGAUGCUUUUCGUAACUUGAAAAAUCAGCUGUCAGGUUGACGAAAUGAUGGAGCAUUUCGAUUCCGAGGAUGACAACAUCAGUCGUGCCAGCUCUAACAGAUGGUCUCUUAUGGCAUUUGAGCUGCCAGGGUCAGAUAUACUAAAAACAGGAUAUCUGAAGAAAUUAAAGACAAAGAAGGAUAAGUUUUUUGUGUUACGCUCCACCAGUAGUAGUGGCCCAGCAAGGUUGGAGUACCAUGACUCGGAGAAAAAGUUCAAAGCUGGACAACUUCCGAAACGACAGAUAUUUCUUCAUCACUGCUUUAAUAUCAACAAAAAGUCAGACACUCGCCAGAAGAACUGCAUUGCUCUGUAUUUGGUGGAUGAGUGUUUUGCUGUGAUAGUAAAAGAUUCUGGGGAGAUGCAGGUCUGGCUGGAUUUGUUACUGGAGCAUCAAUAUGAAUACCUGACAGAUGAUCAACAGCCAUUUCCCCACUACGAUUAUAUAUGGCAAGUGGAAAUAAAACCUAAGGGACUUGGAGUAAGCAAGCACUUGUGUGGGGGCUACCGCUUUUGUCUUAAGGAUACAGUCUGUUUUGUCAGGAAUAAUUCCAAUAAAGUGGACUUUGAAAUCCAGAUGAUGAACAUAAGGAGAUGUGGCCAUAAAGAGGCAUUUUUCUUCAUGGAGCUUGGCCGCCAUUCUCCAACAGGUUCAGGGGAGCUCUGGAUGCAGGUGGAUGAUGCAUAUAUAGCACAGAGCAUGCACGAGGUGCUACUGAGUGCAAUGAGAGAGCCUUUUCGCUCUCGCAGUAACACAAGUUCUUCUGGUCGUCUUCGAGAUGCAGAGAUGGAGACUCAUGAAAGUCGCAGCCGAGAGGGCAGUCAAGGUCAAGGUUCACUUAGAAAUAAGAAGAAAAAAGUACCUCGUCCUGGCAGUGCCCUGCCCCCUGAAGUUAACUCAAUGCCCCAGAUCAGUACAAGUCCUGCCAGUUCCCACAAGGCUCCAUCUGAAUCCUUCCGUGAGCGUGGCCUGUCCAAUUCAAUGGAGCAGCAGAAACCUCGUCAUGACAGUUUUACAUAUAAAAGUCCAGAAUUGUAUGGCUCUAGUCCAGGACCUGACUCAACCAUUGUCAAACACUUGGAGGUAAGGAGUCCUAAUUCAGUGGAGAACACCAAUUCCUAUCUUGUUAUGUCACCCACCUCACGGUCCAUUUCACCACUCAGAGACCACCCAAUGGAGAGAUCAGGGUCCUCUGCCUCAGACCAUGAACCAGUGCCCAGGAUGCAAGGAGGGUAUAUGGACAUGAAGCCUGGGUCAGUGUGUAGUAACAAUCCAGACCCUGGCUAUAUUGACAUGAGUCUGUCAAGUCCACAAGCAGACAAAGCAGCAUCCACUCAGAUGAACAGUGGGUACAUCCCCAUGGGAGCAGGGCAUGCUGGGAGAAUAGCAGCAUCAGCACCGAUUCCCAUCAGACAGCCCAAGGAGCCAGGUUACAUGGAGAUGGGUCCCUCCAGUCAGCCUCUCCCUCAGAUCAAGGAGGGAGGAAGUGGAGAAGCAUAUCUACCAAUGACGCCAACAGCAAACAGUCCAAUACCUGGCUCAGACAGUCUCCGCCCUGCCAAAGUGGUCUGCUACCUUUCUGAUGACUCAAUGUCUGGUGAUCUGCCAAAACGAUCCUUCUCCUUAGGAUCUAAACCCAGUACCAAAAUAGUGAGGCACCAUACCAGUUAUGUUGAACCAAAGGCCAAGGAGGAAUCAACAGACAGUGGUCGCUGGCAGAGUGCUCCUCAUCUCAUUGCUCAGAAGAAAGCACAAGCCACUCACUCUUAUAUGAAUACUGACUCUUCUUUAGGUUCAAGUCCACUGAGCCAAUCACUUUUCUCAGAAGACUCAAUGAUGGAGAUGGAGUAUCGACCUAGAGCCACAAGUGAAAGCUACAGGCCUCGAACAUCUAGUGUAGGAAAAAUCUUGUCACAAGCCCGUCAGCGUUCAUCAAGUUAUGGACAACAAUCAAAACUAGCCCAACUUGCUCAUGAUGUCAGGAGAAAAGUAGGGUCAUUUGAAUCGGUUCGUCAUUCAAGUAUUGAUAAACAAUUAUUUCAUCGUACUUCUAAUGACUCUAUUGAACAUAUGUCUUUCUCAUCAAAGGCUUCAUCCUCUGAAUCUUUGCGUAACUCAAGUAGAAACUCUGAAUAUGUGGACAUGCACUUGGACAAAAGUAAUGAUACAGGAUAUAUCGAUAUGAGUAUUGGAACCCCUAAAAGUGCAAAGUCAAGUGCAUGUCAUUCUAGGAGUUCUUCAAACCAAAGCCUUAGUUCUUCUCCUGCAAUUAUAAACAGUUUUGGAAUAAAACAAGAAUCACCUAGUAUAAAAGUAAUCAAAUCCAGUGAUGGAAUUGCUCAAAAAUCAUCAAGUUUAAAUGUUAGUUCUAGAUCCUCCAUUGCCAGCAGGAGUCCUUGUGGAUCAGGAAGAGAAUCUGAGGAUGAAAGUUAUGUUCCUUAUGCUCCAGGAAUUUCAGGAGAAAAUCAGGUGCAGGAGACCAGAUCUGGAUCAUUGUCAGACAAAAAAACAAGUUCAAGAUCAAAUUCACUUUCUUAUGAAAAAAGACCAGGAUCUAGAUCUGGAUCAUUUGGCUCAGAAAAAAAUCCAGAUUCCAGAUCUAAUUCUUUUGGCAAUUGUUCAAGGCCCAGUCCAAGAUCUGGAUCUUUCAAAGCAGAUCAGAAAUCUCACAAGAGCUCCCGACUAGGCAGACAUAGUCCCAAAACAAGCCUAGUGUCCAGUGAGGCUCUUAAAAGUGUGGACAAAAAGGCUGUAAAACAAUCAGAUGAUAAUCAGUAUAUUGACUAUGAACCCGGUAGUGUAGAUGUAGGAAACCUGACAGAAAAUCCACAGAAUGUCAGCAGAGUGACAGAGAGCAAUGUGAUGAAUGAGUCCACGACAAUUGUUCAAAAACCAAGUGCCCAACUUCCUCAGUACAGUAUGUCAGCUGACCCCUUGUUCUCAGCAAUGCUUUUAGUUAAAGAUAAAGAAAAUAAAAGUGGAGAAAGUGAGUCCAAUAAGAAUACGGACACUAGUUUUCAACCAAAGCAGGAUACUUCUGUCACCAAGCCAAAAAGUAAUUCUUCAGAUAAUUAUUCAUAUAUGGAGUAUGCACCAGAUACAUCUGUUACAGUGGAUACUUCUCUGAAAAGUCCAACAGUUGUUCGAUCAUAUUUUAACACAGAUUCAAGUUCAAAAGAGGAAAAGAAGACCAAACCAACGAAGGAUACAACUGAGAGAUUGGAACUCGAGUGUGUUGCAAAACCAUUGAGCAAUGCUCCAGCAAGUUCAAAGUCUGAACUUGAUAGAAAACCUAGUAAAGAGAGCAAAAAGGAGAGCAAUAGUGCUGUUGUCAAACAGGUGCUCCCAAUGAAAGUAGUGCUACUAGACAACACUGAGGAUGAUGAUGGGUAUGUUGGACUGGACUUUGGGGACAAUAAACGGAGCUCAGAUUUUUCUUACCUUCCAAGGUCUCCAAUCAGAGGAGAUCCUUCAGAAGGUACAUCAGUGGAUGGUGAUUUGUUUAUGAGACAGGACAGUAAACAGAGAGCUAGUCCAGUGAAUGAAGGUGCCAGAUCAGAUCAGCCAGUUACCUCUGGACUAAAGAAAAAGACAAGUGUGAGUUCCCUCCAGGAACAAGACAAUGUGUUCAGAGACGGUAAAAAAGAAACAGAAAGAAGCUGUGAAUCUUUAAAUUUAAAAAGCUCUAUUCCACUCUCUGUGACCUCAAAUCAAGAGCUUCAUAAACAACUUAGUAUGCCCUGCAUGGCCAUGGAAUCGGAACAGAGUGGUGAUAAUGGACAGGAGGGGGAUAUAAAUCGUCGAAGUUGUUCCGACCUUGCCAGUGAGUAUGAAGAAAUGUCUCUCCCAACUGUGAGGUCUAAAUGUUCUUCCAGUCAACAACUCCCAGUAGGACCUACACUGAACUAUGCUAAGCUGGAUCUUGGAUCAAGCGAAGAAAUCCCAGGGGAACAGAAAUUUCGCCAGACAAGGCAUCCUUCCUCCCCAGAUGAUAGUGGUCCCCCUGUGCAAGGGUAUGCAGAGAUUGACUUUGAAAUGUCUGAUAACUUAAAAAAUGCACGGAGCAAAGAAAAGUUACCUGUGAAGUUUUCUAUAGAAUAAAUUCAAUAGUCCUUGCUAAAAGCUUUAAAAAAAAAGGACUGGCAAGCAAGAGCUGUGCUUUAAACUGGCAUGGUAAAAUAGUCUGCCAGUCUGGAUGUUGUAUUUAUAAUCGUUGUCAGUACAAGAAAAUCUGUUGGAAAUUUUUCUUCAUUAAUGAAUUUGCAGCUAUGUCUAAAUAUAGACAGCUCUCUUAGAAAGCUCUGGUAUUUGUUUUCUAUUGAUUUGUUCUUCUACAUGAUUGUGUUACAAGAUAGAGUGUUUAAAAACGUGAUCAUCUUUGUAUGACAGAUAUUUCAUACAUCUCGCCAUGUGAUAGAGGUUGUGUGCUUUCUGAUAUACAAUGUAAUGCAAUAUUUGUUUUGUACAUGUUCUUGUAAGAAAGGAGAAAAGUGCAUUGUAUCUCGGAUUUAUGUCUGCAUAGUGCCUGUGUAUGCUGCUAGGAAAUUAUUAUGCAUGAAGAUCUUUUUUAUGUGUAUCACUUUUGUAUGAGUGAUGUUGCUUACAUGUAA